AUGUUCGAGAAGGUUCCUUUGUCGUACCUUUCAAAGGCAUAUCCUACUGCUAUCUAUCAUAUUUCUAAAGAGAUGGUUAAUUUUGAAGUUAAUGGGAAUAAAACUUCAAUCUCAAAGGCCCAUUACUACAAGUUUCUAGGGUUUUCUUCUUCGGCUGAUCUUAUUCAACCUGAAUCAGUGUCUAUUUCAAGUCUUAUAUCAAUGUUUCAUCUAAUAGACAUUUGUGAAAUUCUUCCUUAUCUUAAAUCCGCUCUUGAAACUUUUGAGUUGCCAAAAAGAGGAGGAAAACAACAAUUACAAGCUAUUGGAGAUGUUCCCCAGAAAAAGAAGCAUCAACAAAAACCAAAGAAUCAGAGAAUGGUGAUUGGUGAAGAUUCUGAUUAUCAUACUCAAGGUAAGGAUUUAAGGGAAGACUAUUUUGUUCAUGCUGAUACAGUACACUAUUCCAAACUCCUUCCUAUGAUUUCUAAACCAAUUAUCUCUGCUGAAAUUCCGAAACUUUCUACUUCACUAUCAACUCCACCUGAGUCUGAUGUUUAUCAACAUUUGAAAGAACCUACUAUUGAUCUUUCUCAAACUCGACCAUCUUCACUUCCAAUAUCUACAUCAGUUCCAGAUAAUUCUUUUAUACCACCUAUUUCACAAUGUGUUUUUGAACCAACAUCAAUGUACAAACCACUUUGCCAUUCCCGUCUCUGGUGUUCUCUGAUUCUACAACAACGACUCCUAUUUCUCAAGCAACAUCGAUUGUUGAUAUUCCACCAGAGCCUUGCUAUUGCGCAACAAGGGGAGAUGAGGAACAAGAGGAACAAGAACAAGAAGCUAUUGAAAAUGAAGUUCCUAUUGAUAUCAAAUUCCAGAAUUAAAAUUGAGGAAGCCUUAUGA
Molecule: messenger RNA, 885 nt
Organism: Lactuca saligna
Lineage: Eukaryota; Viridiplantae; Streptophyta; Magnoliopsida; Asterales; Asteraceae
Source: the annotation of a GenBank genome assembly